ACCAACGGCGCCUUGUACGAAGCAACUUCCGGGUCAAGAAGUGUUGUAGUUGUUGGCGGAACAGAAGCUAACGGAGCUAACAGGUGAACAUGAAAGAGAACAGAUGGCGGCAGAUUUCAGUGUGACGUGGACGGAGAGGCGGCGUCCAGCAGAAGAAGACAUUUGUCCUCUGGAGGUCAAAUCGUUUAGGACGGAUGGAGGGACGGACGUUUUCCGGACAGAACGGAGGUCAGAGACAGCGUCCACACCUGGAACAGAACGUCCCACUGAUGAAAGACAGCAGGUCACAACAUCUGUCUCAGGUGAGGGGACGGUCACCAUAGAGACCUGCGAACUAAGUGAUGAUGAAAUGGGCCGACUGGACAUCGACCUGGACAGGAAAUCCAGAGAGCUCAACCUGACAUGCAGCAACGUGCGCGCCAUCCUACAUGAGGUGAUUACCCAUGAGCGCGUGGUGGCGAUGAUGAAGGCGGCAAUCAGAGACACUCAGGACCUGCCCAUGUUUGAGGCGAAAAUGACUCGGUCCAGACUGAAACAAGCCGUCCAGCAGGGACAGCCACUAAACUGGAGUCUGUCAGCACUGAACUCAGUCAAGCCUCCUCAGUUUGUUGACAUUGAUCUUGAGGAAGAUGAAGAUUCGUCUGAUGAGGAGUAUUGUCCUGACGAAGAGGAGGAGGAAGACACAGCUGAGGAGAGCUUCCUCAGUGAUGGAGACAGCCUGGCUUCCCCUCCCAGAAUGCAGCUGGGCUCACAAACCAAACCUCCAGCAGACCAGAGAGCUGAAGAAUCCCUACAGAGAUGUCCAGCACACCUGAGGGAACACAUGAGGACGUCCACCUGCUGUCCUCAGCAGCUGCUCUCUGCUCCGAUUGAGUCCUCCUUCAUGGAGAGACUAAACGCUGUGGAGGAGGAGCUGGACUGCAGCUCCGCCUACACCUAUGGCCAGUCUCUGGACAGAAAACCUGAUGAUGAUAAUGAUGAUGAUGAUGGUGGUGAUGAAGGUUCCAGCUGUUUGGCAUACCGCACACGCUCCAAGCUUCGUCUGGUUAACAUCCCUCUGGGUCAGUUGGAGGCGGAGCUUCUUGCCCCUGACAUCACAGCAGACAUGUAUGAUCAGAGUCACGCCCAGCGAGAGGAGGACCGUCAUUGGACGAGAUGGCUGCAGAGUCUCAUGGCGCCUGAUUGUGAAGAUGAAGCCGAUGACGACGAUGAUCCCGAGUACAACUUUGUGGAAGAUCUGGAUGAACCGGACAUGGAGGACUAUCGGACGGACCGGGCCGUGCAGAUCACCAAGAAGGAAGUAAAUGAGCUGCUGGAGGAACUCUUUGACACACUGAAGGACGAGGAUGUGGCCGCUGAGGAGGAGGAGGAGGAGCAGGAAGAAGAGGAGGCUCCAUCACAGACUAGACCAAAAUUCAAUGUCCCCCAGGCUUUACGUUUUGAGGCACCGUUAGCUAGCAUGUUGACGGAGCGACGGCAGACGGUCAGGAAACGCUAUGAAGCUCUGCAGCAGAGGAGAGCACUGCAAGACACAACUAAUCAGCUCCGGAACAACACAAAUGCCAAUGACACACCAUCCAAUAACAUCACCUCCAUCUUAGUGCUGCCGAGCUGGACCUGCCCUUCCCUCCACCUGGACUACACCCAGAGGCUGCAGCUACAGCAGCAAGUACAGCAGCAUGUGCAGCUGCUGACUCAGGUACACCUGCUGAGUCGCCGUAUCGAUGCCCUAAACCACGAAGCUUGCAUCACCAAACACUACCUGGUGGAGCUGCAACACUUUGCCCGUCGCCGGGAGGACGUUCGUCUCCGCAGCAGUUUCAGAGUGUGCAACCUGCAGGGGGCGCUGGAUCUCCUGCAGGAGAAGGAGCAGAGGGAGGAACCUCCGCCUGCUCCUCCUGCUCCACCUGCUCCUGCGGUCUCCAGACGCUGGCUACCGAGAAUGACUCCUGCAACCAACAGCCACGCCUUCCCUGUGCUGCCUGCAGACACCGCCUGGUUGUUCGCCACCCGAUCCGUCUUUCUCUACCCAGAACUGCUUCCUGUCUGCAGCCUGGACCCCGCUCUCCACAGCAGACACCACAGGAGUGUUUACACUGCAGGAGAGGAUGGGCUGAUUGUUCUGGGCCUGAAGCACUUCGAGGGCACGGUCCAUUCAGAUCAGCUGAUCAGCUCGUACCUGCUCUGCAAGAGUCGAUGGAACUUCAGGAAACACAUCAGAGAGAUGAGCAGUUCGAGAGCGCCACGCAACAACAUCAUCAAGACCUUCCUGACGCAGGGAGUCGUUCCUCCAUUGCCGCUUGCCUGCAGCAGAGUUCAGCCAGAAGACCAACGCCCCCCAGUGGACAGAAACACCUCCAACAUCCCAAACUGGCUCAAGAACAGUCAGCAGAUCAUCCAGAAGACCCGGCUAGAUUCCACCUGUUACCCGCCCACCCUCCCUCCAGGUUGCGCCCUCAGGCUCCACCCCUAUUGGCUCAACAGGUCUUCCCGCCCACCUCCCCGUCCCCACAGACGGCUCUUCACUCUGGCCCACAAUGCAUCUCUGUUGCCCCUCGCCAAAGCCCUGACAGAUAGACAGAUAGACCUGUCUCUUCCUUCUCCAGGUGCUUCGUUACUCUCUGACCCCCCUGCUGUGCCAGCAGGCCUACCAUUGGCUCCAGCUCCUGUCAGUGGGGCCAUCCAAUUUGCUACUGUUCAUCCAGUCUCCUCCCAUCCUGACGUCAUCCAGUCCUGCCGUCCUAUUGGCCACAAUCUGCAGCAAAAUGUUUCUGAGCAAGAACACCUCACCCCCAUCCCAUUCCUCCUCCCACUGCCCUCCCUGUCCAGCCAUAAAGCUACAAAUCCCAUAAUGCCUUGCUCAGAUACAGUUGUGAAGCCCAGCUACUUCCUCCUCCAGAUGAUGUGGCCGCCACCGCCUGCCCCCGCCACCACCUCCCAGCAUGCUCUUGGGUACCAGCAGCCUCGUGCUCCAAUCAAAAAAGAGCACGAAGAGGAGAAUAACACAAAGCCACGCCCCACACCUGCACGGGUGAGGCAACGGCAGGAGUGGGAGGAGAAGUCAAGUGUUUGUCGCAUCAGUUUGGAUGGAGGAGAAAGCAGUGGAGGGGAGGAGCAGAGGAGUGAGGGGACGGAUGGAGGAGGAGACCGGGAGGAGGAGGGUGGGGAAGAUGGACAGGAGGGAGAAGAAGACAGGGAGGAGAGAGGAGGAGAGAGGGAGGACGGGGGAGGCGAAAGGGAAGACGGAGGAGGAGAGAGGGAGGAUGGAGCAGAAGACGAGGAGGACGGAGGGGGAGAGAGGGAGGACGGGGGAGGAGAGAGGGAGGAUGAUGGAGACAAAGACAGGGACGAAGAUCAGGACCGGCAGGGCGAGGAGGAGGAGGAUUUUGAUGACCUCACACAGGAUGAAGAUGAGGAGGAAGUGAUGUCAUCAGCGUCAGAGGAGUCAGUGCUGUCCGUUCCAGAGUUACAGGAAACCAUGAAGCAGCUGACGUGGCUGGCAGCAGAGCGGAGGCUCUGUGCAGACGGAGACUCAGAGGAGGACCACUCUCCAACGUCUCCUGGUUCUCAGGAGGAGGAGGAGGAGGAAGAAGAGGAGGGACCGAAGGGAGAGGAGUCUGUGGAGGGACGGAGCAGUAAGGUGGAUUUAGAUGAGGAGACGCCGUCAGGAGAGAGGACGCCCAGAGGAGGAAGGCGAUGUCCUGGACGAGGACGAGGUCGAAGCCGACCUCAUCGCAGUUUGAAGAGGAGCCGUCAGGAGCGUCACAGCAAAGACGCCGCUAAACUGUUGCUGCUUUACGAUGAAAACAUCCUCGACAACGACCCACACAGAGAGAGCAAAGACGUGGCGUUCGCCCAGAGUUACCUCAACAGGGUGCGUGAUGCGCUGCAGGACGUACCCGAGCAGAUGGAGGAGUUUGUGUCUCUGCUCAAUGAGUUUGAACAGGUAGGAGAAGGAGAGGAACUGUUGCUGCUCUACCGGAAGCUGCGCUGCAUCCUGGGAAACCGGGUGGACCUCCUCCAAGACUUUGCUGCAUUCCUGCAUCCAGAGCAGGCCCUGCAAUGUGGACUGUUGGAGGAGCAGCAGGCGUUUGAACGCAGCCGCCGUUUCCUGAGACAGUUAGAGAUCAGUUUCGGAGAUAAUCCGUCACAUUACCAGAAGAUUAUCAAAGCUCUGCAGACCGGUCCAGACCUGAGUUCAACCACUAUUCAUGAGCUGAAAGCUCAGAUGGCCACGCUGCUAAAAGGCCACACCCAUCUACAAGCUGAAUUCUGGGUAUUUUUUGAUGAGCUCCGCCCACCUCCAGCCCGCCCUGGACAGUUUGAAGAAGCUCAUUGGCCAGAGGAUGGAGGGGGUGGGUCAGACGGUGGAGAAGGGGUCAGUCAGGUGUUGGGAGGCGGGGCCUGUGGCGGCUUUGAGGAAGUGACACUGCCAGAGCUUGAAGAGGAAGAAGAGGGUCUUAAGAGCCAACCAAUGACAAACCGGCGCCAAAGGAGGAAGAUGGAUGGCCACAGAAACUACAAGGACCGUGACUGGUCAGAUAAACACUGGUCCUGCCUCUGUCCUGAUGCAAAGAUCCGCCAUCACAGGAGGAAAGAAUGCUCCCACUGCCAUGGCAACAAGACCUCUGGCGGCGUGUCCAGGGCCAUGAAGAGUCUGGAUCCUCUCUACUCUCAGAUAAGCUCUGCACAUGACGAACCAGGCGACAAAGACCUGGACCUGAAGGGAGGCGAUGACAGUCCACAGCCAGAUCGCAGUGGGGCAUCAUGGGAAGGCCCAUUCCCUCUGCCUGAUGAGAAGGAGGAGGAGGAGGAGGAGCUGGACGAUGAAGAGGGCGAUGACGAAGAGGAGGAGAGGAAGACCAUUGAGAAGGAGCAGGGUCUGAUGGGGAAGAGGAUCAGGAGAGAGGAAGGACAACAACUCCCAUCCAUCACCUCCUCCGUAACAUCCACCUGCUCCUCUGUCUUCACUUCUACAUCAGUUAGCUCCUCCUCUCCCUCUGCCUGCACCUCCUCCACUACCUCCUCCAUCACCACCUCCUCCAUUUCUUCCGUUUCUCCUUCUGUCACCACCUUCUCCAUCACCUCUUUUAUCACCUCCAUCACCUCCUCCUCCAUUUCUUCCAUUUCUCCCUCUGUCUGCACCUCCCCCAGCCACGGUUCUUCCUCUUCUGCUGCUCCUCGGCCCAGUCCUCCUCCUGACCUCCCUGUCUGUGCUAAGAACAUUUCUCUGACGGCGAGUGGAGAGAAAGUGAUCCUGUGGACCAGAGAAGCUGAUCGUGUCAUAUUGACAACGUGUCAGCAGGACGGGGCCAAUCAGGACACCUUUCAGGCCAUCUCCAGUCUGCUUGGCAACAAGACUCCUACUGAGGUGUCUCGCAGGUUUCGAGAUUUGAUGCGUUUGUUUCGGACAGCAGCUCGUCAGACCAGCUCUGAGGAUGAAGCCCCUCCCACUGAGACAGCAACAGCCAAUGAGGCAGAAGACUGAUAUUCACCAACGACCAACAGACUUAUGUUACCCAAUGAGAAGAACUGCUGAUUAGCAGCAGAAAAUAUUGUUGGAUAGAUGAGUAUUUUUAUUGUAAAAGACUUACUAAGUUUACUGUUCAUAACAGAAAUGUAAAUACGAGCUUUCACAUUAUUUAAUGUCUUUGUAAAAAUGUUCCAUUUUUUAAAUAUUAAAUCAGUUUUUCAUCACUCA
Messenger RNA from Amphiprion ocellaris (clown anemonefish), 5701 nucleotides. RefSeq names its product gon-4 like b (gene gon4lb). Lineage: Eukaryota; Metazoa; Chordata; Actinopteri; Pomacentridae. Gene Ontology annotation, cellular component: nucleus. Gene Ontology annotation, biological process: regulation of DNA-templated transcription. Gene Ontology annotation, molecular function: transcription coregulator activity. The transcript has 30 exons. The record is from RefSeq and is a predicted model, not a curated record. The coding region runs from base 104 to 5488 and encodes 1794 amino acids.